CACAAACGAACCACAACUCACACACCUCCCCGAACACCACGCGCAUUCUGAACCAACACAUUUCUACACAGCCUCCUCGAAACGAACACCAUGGCAGACGUCGAAAUGACCGACGCGGCACCGAAGAAGGUCAAGGCUGGCGCAAGUGGCGGCGACGCAGCAGACGGAAAGAAGAGGUUCGAGGUCAAGAAGUGGAACGCCGUCGCACUCUGGGCUUGGGACAUCGUCGUCGACAACUGCGCCAUCUGUCGAAACCACAUCAUGGACUUGUGCAUCGAUUGCCAGGCCAAUCAGGCCAGCGCUACGAGCGAGGAAUGUACAGUUGCUUGGGGAAUUUGCAACCACGCUUUCCACUUCCACUGCAUUUCGAGAUGGCUCAAGACGCGUCAGGUGUGUCCGCUGGACAACAGAGAUUGGGAGUUCCAGAAGUAUGGUCGUUGAGCUGGAAGCGGGCGCGAGAAGCUUAGAGAUCAUCGAUACGAGUAUUUGCGACAAGGCGCUGGAGCACAGGCAGACGCAUGGUCAAUCCCCCACGCAUACGGCACGAAGGUGGACGGCUGGAUGAGGCAUUUCACGGCGCAAGGGGCAAAAGUGUUGUCCAAGACA
Cercospora beticola is the source of this 606-nucleotide messenger RNA. RefSeq names its product SCF ubiquitin ligase complex subunit HRT1 (gene HRT1). The record is from RefSeq and is a predicted model, not a curated record. Gene Ontology annotation, biological process: ubiquitin-dependent protein catabolic process; protein ubiquitination. Gene Ontology annotation, cellular component: cullin-RING ubiquitin ligase complex; nucleus. Gene Ontology annotation, molecular function: zinc ion binding; cullin family protein binding; ubiquitin protein ligase activity. Lineage: Eukaryota; Fungi; Ascomycota; Dothideomycetes; Mycosphaerellales; Mycosphaerellaceae.